GUACAGGGCAGGGCCGGGCUGGGCCGGAGGCGCCGUCAGAGGGAGAACACCAGGCGCGGCGCGGGCGGUUCCGGCUCCAGCUCCGGCCCGGGAGAGGCGCGAUGGCUAGCAGCGAGAGCAGCCACGCCGCGGACAGCGCCCUGGGCUCCGACGCGGACGAGGAGGCGACCCGGGGGCCGGACACUGAGGAGGAGUCGGGGGGCGAGGAGGACGGGACGGCCGCGGAGUCGGACUCGGAGCCGGAGCCGGAGCCGGACGCCAGGUUAUCAGACCAGAAUGAAGAGGGCAAGACUAAGCAGAAGUGUAUCAUAUCUGACCCCUCCUUUUCCAUGGUAACAGUUCAACGGGAAGAUAGUGGAAUAACCUGGGAGACCAAUUCAAGUAGGUCUUCCACUCCUUGGGCCUUGGAAGAAAGUCAGACCUCUGGUGUGUGUAGUCUGGAAGGGUCAACUCUGAAGUCUCCUCCAGGGAAUGUUUCCUUUAUCGUGGAUGAAGUUAAAAAAGUUCGGAAAAGAAAGCCAAAGUCAAAGCAUGGCUCACCAUCAUUGCGUCGGAAAGGCAACAAAAAAAGAAAUUCUUUUGAAUCCCAAGAUGUUCCAGCAAACAAAACAAGUAAUCCUUUAAUUUCAGAAAGCCAGGAACUAAAGACCCAGAAAGAGAAGUCAUCUACUGGCAUUUAUGAUAAGAUGAGAAAAAAGAAGACCACCUCAAAUACACCUCCUGUUACUAGGGCCAUAUACAAAGAACACAAACCGUUAGUGUUAAAGCCAGUCUACAUAGGAACAGUACAAUAUAAAAUUAAGAUGUUUAAUUCUGUUAAAGAAGAAUUAAUUCCUUUACAAUUUUAUGGAACAUUGCCAAAGGGUUAUGUAAUUAAAGAAAUACAUUAUAGGAAGGGGAAAGAUGCGUCCAUUAGUCUAGAGCCAGAUUUGGUCAAUCAUGAUUCUAACGUAGUUUCCAAAACAGGCAAAUCAGUAGCCCAAAGCAUAGACAAUGAUGAAGUAAAAGAGCUUGCUCCACCCUGGAGAGGUGCAGUUUCCAAGGGAUCAAAGUCCCUGACCUCAUUCAGUCAUGAAGAUCUAAAGAAAAUUUACGUUGAUUCUCCCUUAAGGGCUGCAUCUACUACCAAGCACACACCUUCCUCUUAUACAAGUAAUGACACAGCAGAACAAGAAACACAGCUCAGCGCUCCACAGUCAGUGCCACAGCUGCCAGCUGAUGAAGCAAAACCCUGUGAGAUAGAGCCUUCCUCUCUUACACCUAAUACAUCUGCGCCUGCGUUCCUGGAAAAAGCAAAGGAAGAAUCUGAGGCUGAUUCACGAGAAAUGGUAACUGCAGAGCAUGACUCUUCAGUCUCACCGCCGUUAGUGGAUGAGGUAAAGAGGGAAGACGUAACUCCUGCUGACCGUUCCAUUCCACUGGAGGCAGAGAAGGGUUCUCUGGAAACACUUUCACCAGGUCUGACAGCCUCUAUCCAGGAAGAUUUUGGUCCAGAGAGAGAAGAACUGGAUCUGACUUCACCAGAAAGGGCAAAACCAGUCUCUGAACAACUGAACCCUCCUCAUCUCACUGUCAAAGGAGAGAAGGAUGAAAACAUGCCCGAGCCAUCCAUUUCUCUUUCUGAACCUCUAGUGUUAGAGGAACCAGAGAAAGAAGAAAUAGAAACACCUCUACCAAUAUAUGCUACCCCUGAACCUGAAGAUUCUAAUUUAGUGGAAAAGGAGAUCAUAGAACUUGAUUACCCAGAAAGUCCAUCAGUUUCUGAGGAGCCCUUCCCACCAUGCUUGGCCCCUGAAGUAGAGCAGAAAGAAGAGGAGACCAUUCUGCCAUUACUGACGACAUCAACACCUGAACAUGUCACCUUGUCUGAGGAAGAAAGAGAGGAAAAUGAGUCUGUUUCUACUGAUUCUGCUUUCAUAUCGGAGUAUUCAGUCCCACAGGAUUUGAACUAUGAACUAGAGAAGCAAGAAGUUGAGCCAGUUUCUUCACCUAAUGUAAAACCUGUAUCUGAACAUGCAGUUUUGUCAGAAGAGGAGAAUGAUGAAUUUGAGCUUUAUUCCCCAGCUUCAGCCUCUGCAUCUGUCUCACCAUCCACAACUGAGAAGACUCCUGAAUGCCAGUCCCCACUGUUUUCAACAGCUACAUCAGAGCACAUGGUCCUGUCCAGAGAAGAGGCUUCAGAAAAUGGGCGUUACACACCACAUUCCACAUCUGCUUCUGAAUAUUCAAUUCCCUCAUGGGCAACAAAAGAGUCACCAAAGAAAACAACUGACCAUAAGUCCCCAUUAACAUCAAAAGGUGUGUCUGAGCCCCUGAUUCUGUCAGAAGAAGAGAAGGAAGACACUAGGCUGUAUUCCCCAGAGGUGGCCUCUGUAUCUGAACAUUCUCUCUCGCCAUACACAACUGAGGGGACUUCUGAAUGCCAGUCACCACUGCUUUCAACUGCUACAUCUGAACAUGUUGUCCUAUCAGAAGAAGAGAACCUAGGAAAUGAGCGUUUCACACCAGAUUCAACACUGACCUCCCAAUAUGCAGUCCCACCAAAUGUAACACAGGAAUCCCCAAAGAAAAUAAUUGGUGAUGUCUCCCUGUUGAAAUCAAAAGGUAUUUCUGAGCACAAGACUCUGUUAGAAGAAGAGAAGGAGGACACCAGAUUCUAUCCCCCAGAGGUGGCCUCUGUAUCUGAAUGCUCUCUGCCACCAUACACAACUGAGGGGACUCCUGAAUGCCAGGCCCCACCACUUUCAGCCACCCCAUCUGAACAUGUGGUCCUCUCAGAAGAAGAGACAGUACAGAUGGAGUGGUACACACCCUCUUCCACCUCUGCAUCUGAAUUUUCAGUACCACCAUAUGCAACACCGGAGUCACAGGAGGAAGAAAUUGUCCACAGCUCCCCUUUAAAUCUAAAAGGUGCCUCCUCACCCAUGAAUUUCUCAGAAGAAGAGCAAGAAGACAUUGGACCUUUUUCUCCAGACUCUGCAUUUGUGUCAGAAUUCUCAUUUCCACCCUAUGGAACUCAGGAGACAGAGAAAAGAGAAUUUGAGUGUGAUUCUCCAAUAUGUUUAACAUCACCAUCUGAACACACGAUUUUGUCAGAUGAAGAUACCGAAGAAGCUGAACUUUUUUCUCCAGACUCAGCAUCACAAGCUUCCAUCCCACCAUAUAGGAUCCCAGAAACAAAUAAGGAGAAAACUGAGCCUGAUUCACUGUUAACUGCAAUGGCUGCGUCAGGAUAUUCCUGCUUCUCAGAAGCAGAUGAGGAAGAAAUUGCACCAACUGCUACACCUGUACCCGAGCAUCUGAGUUCAUCACAGAAGCAAAGAACUGAAACUUCUCCUUUGAUGUCUGCACCUGAAGACUUGCGUUGGCUCCCUUCAACAAAUGAAGGAGAGAUUAAACCAGAUGCUCAAACAACAUCAACAACUGUAUCUGCAUAUCUCAUUAUGGUACAGAAGCAGAGAACUCGAGCAUAUUUAGAACCUGAGUCUGAAGACGUGAUUCCGCCAUGUUUAACCAGUGAUUCAGAGAAGGGAGAAAUUAAGACUAGUUCAUCACUAGCUGCAACACCUGCACAGUUGUCCAUGGUAAAGGAAGAAACCAAACCUGUUUUGCCUGUAUCUCAGUGUUCAGUUUCACCUGAUUCAGUCCAUGCAAUUAAGAAAGAACAAGAACCCAAAACAUCACUCACUCCAAAAUCUGCAGAUGAACAGAUGGCUUUGUUAAAAGUUAAAAGUAAGGAAGAAAUUGUGCCUGAUUCUCAAGAAGCUAUAGCACAUGCAUUACGGGAUCAAGAAAUGGAGCCUCAGCCUCCAAAUGUUCCAGAGUCUGGGAUGAAAGAUUCAGUUCUGCCUGACUUGGUAGAUGAGCCAAAGAAGGAUGUCAAACCCAAUUUAGCUCCAAAUGUGACAUCUGAACUAGAACAGAGAAGGUUGUCAGAGAAUGAGCCUGAAGUAAUAAAGCCAUAUUCACCUCUAAAGGAAACAUCUUUAUCUGUACCUGAGAUUUCAUCAGUAGUGAAAACAGAAGUGCAACAUGAUUCUAAAAUAACUGGUACACCUAGAGUGCUGCAUUCAGCGUCACCAGGAGUGGAAAAGGAAGUUGAGCAUGCACCACCCAUAUCAGAAUUUUCAGCUUUAUCAGAAGACAUAAAGAAAGAAAUCGAACCCAGUUCUUCAAUAACCACGACAUCUGUAACAAAGCAUGAUUCAAGCUUAACCAAAUUAGCAAAAGAAGAAAUCCCAACAGAUUUCUCUCUUACCACCCCUAUAGAAUAUCCAGUCUUAACAAAAGUAGGAAAGAGUGAAUUAGGAAUUGGUUUGCCACUUCAGGUGGUAACAUCUGUAGACAAGCAUUCACUUCUUAAAGAAGAAGACAAGGUAGCAAUUAAAGCUAGUUCUUCUCCCACUGAAACUGCUGCAUCCCAAAGUCUGGCUUGGUCAGAAGUAGGGAGAGAAAUUAAAUUUGAUUUACCUGCAAGCAUAUCCUCUAUACCAGAGCAUUCUGUUUUGUCAAAGGUAGAAACUGAAGACAUUAAACCUGGGUUGGCAGUAACCAAAACAUUGUCUUCUCAGCAUUCAGAUGUAUCAAAGGAAGCAAGGGUGGAAAACAAACAAGAUCUUUCAUUUUCUACAGUCCUUGACUCUGAAUAUUUGGAUGUAUCACAGAAAAAAAAUUCUGUGUCUGCCUCAGAGAUGUCAGGACCUGACCAUGUGCUUUUGCUCAACCUAGGUGGUGAGAUAAAGAAAACAGAAACUGAACUUCCUUCCUCACAGAACGUGUCACCUGCACUCAAAUAUAUAGUUACAAAAGGCAAAAAUGAGCAAACAGCAAGUUCCUUUCUUGAGUUAGAAUGUUUAGCAUCAGAAGAUUUAGCUUCAACAUUACCAACCCUCUGUGGUGAUAAGAGCAAACAGGCAAUGGAGACACCUUCUAUAGUUCAGGGAGAUUUCCUGUCAGAAAAACAAGAUCUUGCUCUGGCACAGCUCACUUUGGAACCUGAGAAGGAAGACAAGCCACAUCAAGUAUCAGAAUUACCAAAUUCUGGCUCUGAAUUCACUGGUGGUUUAGGUAGGCAAAGUGAAUCCAUAGAUACAAAACAAAUAAAAUCUCCCAUAACUGAAACAGGGGAUUCUGUCUUAGAAAAGGGCCUAGCUGAACUUAGGAGCAGAGGAGAAGGAAAAGAAGAAAACAGGGGACUUCAUGUGUCAACUACAGUGCCUGAAAUUUCAGAGGUUUCAUCAUGCCUUAAGGAGGAACCUCAGAUUGAAGAAAUUAAAUCUUUCUCUCCUAAUGUAGUUAGCUUAGGAUCAAGGGAAGCAUUUACCUCUCUAGUUGAAGGAGACAACCCAGAAGAACUUCAGCCAUACACUUUUUCUUUAAAAGGAUUAUCAGGAGAGUUGAGCCAUUCAGUUGACUUUAAAAAAGAAGGAAAACAAGAAAUAAGCCUGUUACUACCAACAGGAAAUUUGAAGGCACAAGUGACAGAAAAUACUGUAACUAAACUAAAUGAAGAAACUGACCAACCAAAUUCAUUUCAGGUACCCCAGAGUAUAACAGAGCCAUCAAAGAUUGCUUCUUCUGACCUCCUUGUGGAAGAAGAGAAGCCUGAAAAAGAACUUCAUUCAGACCAAGCUGUUAAAUUACCUGACGUAAGCGGAUCUUUUGCAGAUAAACAAGAUAUGGGUAUUAAACAAUUUUUGUCUAUGAAAGAAAAUUUGCCUUUGGAAGAAUCAAAAUCAUUUACGACAACUGAGCCUACAGAUGUUAAAGAAACACACAUGAAAGAGGCCCUUAUUUCUCCAAAGGAUGAAAAUUGGAUGCUGAAAAAGCCAGAGAGAGACUUGGCAAGUCAUCAUGAAGAAACAGUCCCUGGAUCUGUGCAGCUGGGUUCCUCUGGUACCAGUGAUCUGAUGACAGGGCAGCUCAAGCCUGCUCUGUCAGAGAAAGACCACGCAACUGAGAUCAGAAGGCAAAUUCUGCCACAUUCUGCAGAAGAAUCUCACUUAUCAUUACAAGAACCAGUGUCUACUCUCGAUACCUCUAGUGGUAACGUAGAGAUCUUAGCAACUAAAACUUAUUCUUCUGAAGAAAUAAAGCUGGCCCCCAAACCAAAAUCUUUAGUUCCAGCUGGAAAUGUGGAGAGAAAUGAAGCAGAAGGGAAGCAGACCCUUUCUUUAGUGGGGAGUGAAAGUUUGGUAUCGGAGAAAGCAAACACAGAAUUUUCCAGGCCUUGCAAAGAAGACAGCUGGGAAGAAAUCAAAACACCAUCUGAAAGAAUCCUCCAGAAACCAGUGUCUGGCCCAUCAGUGGAAGAGGUCAAAUCAGAAACUCUUCCCUGUCUUGCCAAAGCAGCCCAUUUCCUGGCAGAAGAGGCAGAACUUGCACUGGGCAAUGAAAAAGAAGCACACAGGCGUAUAUCUCCCUUACCUGGAGAAGAACCAAAACUGGUUCAGUCAAAGGUUGUAGAUGAUGCUGAGAGAGGGAAACCAGCAUCUGAAGUGAAAACACCCACACAAAUAAAACCCCUCUCCUCAACCCAAGAAAAAGAAGAACCUCAACCCCCAGAGUCACCUGAGGUCAUACAAAAGCUGCCCAAGCAGCAGAAGGCAGUGGAGCCAGGCCUCUCUGAGGAAAAGGGAAAGAAAGGAAUUCCACCUUUCACAUCGUGUGUGUCCAGUUUGUUUUUACGAUCAAGCACUCCAGAUAACAAAGUUGCUGAAAAAGAAGAUUUAGAAGCUCAACCAAGCCCAUCUGUAGAAAAAGUAGUGACCAUGAUAGAGCCUAGAGAUCCUGCUCCAGCUGACGUUCAUGCAACUGAGAAGCCAGUGGAUCAUCUAUUGCUAGAGGCCAAACCUGAAACUGCUGCAGAAUCCACAGGUUCUUUAGUUAAAUCUGGUGAAGGUCAAGACUUUAAAGAAAAACCCACCUUGUUAUCAAAUGUAGAAGUUUUGCCACAGCCAAAAUCCAACUUUGAGGCAUCUAGUGAAGAUUAUGGGAAGAAAGAAGUCCUAGAAUAUUCAGAGGAAAUGGACCUAAACUCAGUAGUUACUUCUGCUGAUGGUGAGGGACAUCUUAGAAUUCAAUCUUAUUCUCCCAUGGGUGAGAAAUCCAUUAUGGAAGAAGCCAAAAAUGCUGUUCGUCUUCAUAUCACUGAUGGUAAAAGACCCCAGAAGCCAGAAAUCUCCCCUCCAUCUAAAUGGAAUAUUUCUAUCCUUAAAGAAGAGCCAGGAAAUGAUCAAAAAGAAAAAUCACUCUUUUUAUUUGAUGCAAUAGAUAAGGUGCCACAACAGCCAAAAUCAGCUUCAUCUAGCUUUGCAAGUAAGAAUAUCACAGAGGAAUCAGAGAAGCUGGAGUCAAUAAUUUUGCCAGUAGAAGAAUCUAAAGACAGUUUAAUUGAUCUUGGUGAAGACAGACUAGAGAAAGAGAUGCCAAAACCUACUUCCUUGAAAAUUUCUGAAGAGGAAAUAAAACUCGGAUCUGUUAGCCCAACUGAGGAGAAAGGUAACUUGGGAAUGAGAUCAUAUUCCUUGGAAGAAAAGAAGGUGCUGGCAGAAAAACAAGAAACGGUGACCCCAUUAGAGCUUAGAGGUAGUAAUGAAAUAGGGAAGGCACAAAUUACACAUGGAUCUAGCCCUAUUAAAUUGGAAGAACCAAAAGCUGCUACUGCGCUGCAGCAAGUCUAUCAAAAUGAAGACCACAGAGAAAGAGACAAAAUUAUUGAGGAGGAUAAAGGAGAAGAAAAAGAAGAGCAGUCACAUGCAUUUUUAGAAGGAAAAGAGCAGCAGGAAAUUCAGCCUUAUUCCAUGAAUAUAGCCAGGCAUAUGCCUGAAGAGUCAGAUAUCUCUUUCAGUCAUUCUUUGGGUGAAAUUCAACCAUAUUCAUUAGUUAAAACUACAAAAAUUACUGAAAAAUCAGAAACCAUGAUCUCAGAGGCUCACCCAGAAAUCAGGGAAACAAAGGCAGUAGGAACCCAACCACAUCCAUUAGAAGAAUGUAAAGUUUUGGUGGAGAAAACCAAGACUUUCCUUCCAGUAGAUCUUCCUUAUCGUGAUGAAAUAAAUGAUCACUCUUUACCGAAGGAAGGAAAUCUGGUAUUGGACAAGUCAAGCAAGGAUGUGGUAAGUCACAAUGAAGAAAAGGGACAGGUCACAGCGUCAGAGCUGCCAAAAGGUGGCUCAGUAGAUACAACAAAAGAAAGUAAACAAGCAUCUCCAUCUAAAGAAUCUGAAAGGAUUUUAGAUCCAUGGUCAGAAUUGACUCCAGAGAGGCAUAUGGUCCAUACUAUUCUAACAUCUCAAGAUCAAGCAUCUGAAAUGUCUGAACAAUCUGUUCUUGUUUCAAAGCACCACUUGGAAGCUGUGGAAGAUGCCCAUGUAAAUGAACCGCGCUCUUCAGUGAGCAGCAACUAUGCUCAAUUUAUAACUAAUGCAUCAACAAUCAGUAUUGCUGAGAUGAUUUCCAAGGAGCCUGAAGACACAUAUGUAAGAGAUGAAGAAUUUACAGUGACUAGUAAGCCAGCUGGACUUUCAGAAGAGCAAAAGAGUGCCUUCAGUAUCAUUUCUGAAGGUUGUGAGAUAUUGAACAUUCAUGCUCCUGCAUUUAUUUCUUCAGUUGAUGAGGAAGAAAGUGAACAAAUCCAAGAUAAGUUAGAAUAUUUGGAAGAGAAGGCCUCAUUUAAGCCUAUACCCUUCCAUGAUGAGAGUGAGGCAGUUGCUUGCCAUAAAGCAUUACAGAGUAAGUUAGAAGAUUCUGAUAAAAAAGUUACACCAUCGAAAGAAGACCAAAAAAAGGAAACUCAUACAACCAAAGAGGAGAUAUCCACAGAUUCAGAAACUGGUGAUUUAGCCUUUAAUCAGCCUGCAAUUCCCAGUGAAGAGGAUUAUUUUGAAAAAUAUACACUGAUUGAUUAUAACAUCUCCCCAGACCCAGAAAAACAGAGAACUCCAUGGAAAUUAAAUGUUGAAAGAGAGCUGUCAAAGGAAGUUCCAGGAGAAACUGUCUCUCUCCCAGAAUGUUCAGAGGAAAGUGCCCUAGAAUAUGAAUAUGAAUUGGUGAAAUUAGAUGAAAGUUUUUAUGGACUAGAAAAGGACUACAGCAAAUUAUCUGACCCAGAGACCCAAAAGUCUUCGGUUAUCCAAAAAUCAGCUGACAGAGAUGCUCCAAAGAGCAUAAAUAGAGAUAUGGCCUCAAAGUCACCUGGGAUGCCUUUAUUUGAUGAAGAGGAAGGAGUUUUGUCACGAACCCAGAUAUUCCCUACCACUGCUAAAGCCAUUAAUCCUGAACUUCUGGAGGAGCCACCUGCACUGGCAUUUUUAUAUAAAGAUCUGUAUGAAGAAGCAGUUGGAGAGAAAAAGAAAGAAGGGGAAACAGCUUCUGAAGGUGACAGUGUGAAUUCUGAAGCAUCAUUUCCAAGCAGAAAUUCUGACACUGAUGAUGGAACAGGAAUAUAUUUUGAGAAGUACAUACUCAAAGAUGACAUUCUCCAUGACACAUCUGUAACUGAAAAGGACCAAGACCAAGGUCUAGAAGAAAAGCCAGUUGGUAAGGGUGAUUCAUACCAACCAAUAAUUGCAGAAGGGGAAAUUUGGGGGAGGUUUGAAACUAUUUGCGGGGAGGAGAGUCUGGAAGAGAAACAGAAAGCAGCUUACAGGGAAGGAGAAUCAGUAGGCCACGUGGAGGCUCUUGACAGUGUAGCUAUGCAGAGGAAAGCUUCCAUCACCGAGGAAGUCAGAGUGGUUACCCAGAGGAUAAGCUAUGCGGUUCCAUUUGAAGACACUCAUCAUGUCCUGGAGAGAGUAGAUGAAAUGAGCAGCCAAACUAAUGAAGCAGCAAAUGCAAAUCCAGAGGUCAGUCUGAAUGUCCCAGUACAAGUGUCCUUCCCAGAGGAAGAAUUUGCAUCUGGUGCAACUUGUGUUCAAGAAACACUGCAAGAAGAACCUCAAAUAAUGGUUCCCCCUGAGCUGAGUGAAGACUGGCUCCGCAGUAGCCCUGUUCAGGAUGAGUAUGAAUUUGCUGAAUCCCUGAAUUACGAAGUGGUUACUCAAGACACUUUAUCAGAAGAACUGUAUUCAGAAUCCACCCCUGAAGAUGUGUUAUCUCAAGGAAAGGAAUCCUUUGAACAUGUCAGUGAAAAUGAAUUUGUGAGUGAGGUGGAACAAAGUAAGUCUGCUGAACAGGAAGAGUUGGACAGAGAGAUGACAGAACAAGACCAGUUAUCGUCAGAGUUGGUAACCGAGAAGGAACAAAAGGAAUUGAAAAAGUCCCAGAUUGACACAUAUUGCCACACAUGUAAAAGCCCAAUUUCUGCUGUUGACAAGCUGUUUGGCACCCACAAAGACCAUGAAGUUUCAACGCUUGAUACAGCUAUAAGUGCUGUAAAGGUUCAAUUAGCAGACUUUCUAGAAGAUUUACAAGAAAAAUCCUUGAGGAUUGAAGCCUUUGUUAGUGAGAUAGAAUCCUUUUUUAAUACCAUUGAGGAAAACUGUAGUAAAAAUGAGAAAAUGCUAGAAGAACAGAAUGAGGAAAUGAUGAAAAAGGUUUUAGCGCAGUAUGAUGAGAAAGCCCAGAGCUUUGAGGAAGUGAAGAAAAAGAAGAUGGAGUUCCUACAUGACCAGAUGGUCCACUUUCUGCAGAGCAUGGACACUGCCAAGGACACCCUGGAGACCAUCGUGAGAGAAGCCGAGGAGCUUGAUGAGACCAUUUUCUUGACUUCGUUUGAGGAAAUCAAUGAAAGGUUGCUUUCUGCAAUGGAGAGCACUGCUUCUUUAGAGAAAAUGCCUGCUGCGUUUUCGCUUUUUGAACAUUAUGACGACAGCUCGGCAAGAAGUGACCAGAUGUUAAAACAAGUGGCUGUUCCACAGCCUCCUAGAUUAGAACCUCAGGAACCAAAUUCUGCCACUAGCACAACAAUUGCAGUUUACUGGAGCAUGAACAAGGAAGAUGUCAUUGACUCAUUCCAGGUUUACUGCAUGGAGGAGCCACAAGAUGACCAGGAAGUAAAUGGUAGGAUUGCUAACACAAAUUCAGAUUUGGUAGAAGAAUACAGAGUGACCGUGAAAGAAAGCUACUGCGUUUUUGAAGAUUUAGAACCUGACCGAUGCUAUCAAGUAUGGGUAAUGGCUGUGAAUUUCACCGGAUGUAGCCUGCCCAGCGAAAGGGCAAUUUUUAGAACAGCGCCCUCCACCCCUGUGAUCUGUACCGAGGACUGUACUGUGUGUUGGAACACGGCCACCAUCCGAUGGCGGCCUGCCAACCCAGAGGCCACUGAGACCUACACUUUGGAGUACUGCAGACAGCACUCUCCCGAGGGCGAGGGCCUCAGAUCUUUCUCUGGAAUUAAAGGACUCCAACUGAAAGUUAACCUCCAACCCAAUGACAAUUACUUUUUCUACGUGAAAGCCAUCAGUGCAUUUGGGACAAGUGAACAGAGUGAAGCUGCCCUCAUUUCCACCAGAGGAACGAGAUUUCUCCUGCUGAGGGAAACGGCUCACCCCGCUCUGCAGAUUUCCUCAGAUGGGACGGUGAUCAGCUUCGCUGAGAGGAGGCGGCUGACAGAAAUCCCAUCAGUGCUGGGUGAGGAGCUGCCUGCCUGUGGCCAGCACUACUGGGAAACCACUGUCACAGACUGCCCAGCCUACCGACUGGGUGUCUGCUCCAGCUCGGCAGUGCAGGCCGGUGCCCUGGGACGAGGAGAGACCGCGUGGUACAUGCACUGCUCUGAGCCGCAGAGAUACACAUUUUUCUACAGUGGCAUUGUGAGCGAUGUCCACGUGACGGAGCGUCCCGCCAGAGUGGGCAUCCUACUGGACUACACCACCCAAAGGCUCCUGUUUAUAAACUCUGAGACUGGACAGUUGCUCUUCAUCAUCAGGCACAGGUUUAAUGAGGGCGUCCACCCUGCCUUUGCUCUGGAGAAACCCGGAAAAUGCACUUUGCACCUGGGAAUAGAGCCCCCAGAUUCUGCAAGGCACAAGUGAUCGUUGGCUUUUAGAGUUUGCAAGAACAAAAUUCAAAUGUGGGGGCUCCGUGGUUCUUUCCUGUGGGUGCUAGACAUUAUUCAAAACGUCUUCUGCACAUUAGCGCUAGUAAUAGCUCCAUGCACCGUGGUCGGCACGCGAGCAAAACCACCAAGAAAACUGUGACUUUCCAGAGCGUCACGUGAGUAAAGAGGAUGGAAAAAGCAACCUCCGCCUUUUGGUUUAUAUACGUUUGAGUUUUUCCCUAAGUUAAAAGGAUUUAUACCUGACUUGGGAAUCAAAAUAGUGAAAUGGACUCCCACCUGUUUCCCUGGUAGAAGAAAUCCUCAGAUAGACAGGUCUGAGUGAAGGGAAGGCUGUGCUGGUGGUACAUCUUCUCCGACAAGAAACGCUGGCCUUUUCCACAAGAAAAAUGUCACCUCACCUCACUAAAGGAUGCGGAGUCCAAAUCAGCAGAGAAAGUGUUUUAACCAUUCAAAGCUGAUAACGAACUCUUUUGUAAUCAUUAUAUACUGUAGAACACGAGUCUCUUUUCCCUGAAAUUUUAAAUGUAGAAAAGUGCUAGAUAUUAGAAAUUUCCAUUUUGUUAAAUAAAUGGUUAGAGUCUAUAAAACAAAACAUGUUAUGUGAACUUAUUGCAUGUGACUUGUGAGUCUGGCAUCUCUGGACGGGACAAACUGCGAAUAAAGAGCCAUCAUGCUGCA
This is a messenger RNA of Balaenoptera musculus (blue whale), 12679 nucleotides long. RefSeq names its product cardiomyopathy associated 5 (gene CMYA5). Lineage: Eukaryota; Metazoa; Chordata; Mammalia; Artiodactyla; Balaenopteridae. Gene Ontology annotation, molecular function: protein binding. The transcript is spliced from 13 exons. The record is from RefSeq and is a predicted model, not a curated record. The coding region runs from base 102 to 11975 and encodes 3957 amino acids.